This is a messenger RNA of Ogataea parapolymorpha DL-1, 1797 nucleotides long. RefSeq names its product Methylenetetrahydrofolate reductase 2. Gene Ontology annotation, biological process: tetrahydrofolate interconversion. The transcript has a single exon. Lineage: Eukaryota; Fungi; Ascomycota; Pichiomycetes; Pichiales; Pichiaceae. Gene Ontology annotation, molecular function: methylenetetrahydrofolate reductase [NAD(P)H] activity; FAD binding. Bases 1 to 1797 code for a protein of 598 amino acids. Gene Ontology annotation, cellular component: cytosol. The record is from RefSeq and is a predicted model, not a curated record.
AUGAAGGUCACAAACAAACUCCUGGAGUCGCACAAGGAAGAGAAUGCACCGGCGACAUUCUCCUUCGAGUUCUUCACUCCCAAGACAAGCCAGGGUCUCCAAAACUUGUACGAUAGAAUGGAUAGAAUGUAUGACCUAAAUCCUUUGUUCAUCGAUAUCACAUGGAACGCAGGAGGUCGUUUAAGCACACUCACCACAGAGAUGGUCCAGACCACCUCAACAGUGUUGGGCCUCGAGACGUGUAUGCAUCUGACUUGCACAAACAUGAAAACAGACUUGAUCGAUCAAGCUUUGAGAUCGGCAUACGAAAGUGGUUGCCAAAACAUUUUGGCCCUUAGAGGCGACCCACCGUUGGACGGCUCUGAGUCUACUGGUGAUUUCAAGUAUGCUAAAGACUUGAUCAGAUAUAUCAGAAAACACUACGGUGACCACUUUUGUAUUGGUGUUGCGGCUUACCCUGAGGGUCACCCCGAAGAAUCGGAUCCCGUGAAAACUUUAAAAUAUUUGAAAGAAAAGCAAGAUGCGGGUGCUGACUUUAUUGUCACUCAGAUGUUUUAUGACACGGAAAACUUCAUCAACUGGUGUGAUGAAUGCAGAAAAAUAGGUAUUACUAUGCCAAUUAUCCCAGGUAUCAUGCCCAUUAGUACAUAUGCUGCCUUCAUCAGAAGAGCUGGCUGGUCCGAGAUCGCGAUCCCAAAACAUUUCAGCGAGGCUUUGGAGCCUAUUAAAGAUGACGAUGCCAAGGUCAGAGAAGUUGGAACAAAGUUGGUGAUUGAGAUGUGUCAGCAAUUGCUCGAAUCCAAAAGAGUGAAUCAUCUGCAUUUCUAUACCAUGAACCUGGAAAAAUCUACCCUAAUGAUCUUGCAGGGUCUCAAUUUGGUUACCAAGCAACAGCUUCACGACAUGAAACAGCCGUGGAGAAAAUCGCUUAAUCCGAACAGAUCCAAGGAGACAGUCAGACCCAUCUUCUGGAAAAACAGAAAAUUCUCUUAUAUCAGCCGCACUGCUAACUGGGACGAGUUCCCGAACGGAAGAUGGGGAGAUUCUCGGUCUCCUGCUUUUGCCUCCGUUGAAUCGUGUGAGUCAGAGCUCAUCAGGCACUCUCCCAAGAAAGCACUUGAACUUUGGGGCACGCCCAACAGUCUCAAAGAUUUGGCCGAGCUGACCAUGAGAUACAUCAACGGGGAACUAUCAUGUUUGCCUUGGUCGGAUGGCCAAAUCUCCUCAGAGAUCGAACCUACUAAGAAGCAGAUCUUGGAUAUUGUCAAGCACGGAAUCCUCACGAUCAACUCACAACCUUCUGUCAAUGGACUCAAAUCCAGCGACAAGGUGUUUGGAUGGGGGCCGAGAAAUGGUUACGUUUACCAGAAACAGUAUCUGGAGUUUUUGGUUCCUUCCACAGUGGUGAGUUUGCUAAUUGAACGCAUCAAUGAGAUGAACAAGGGAGCAGAUUCCAACAUUUUGUCCUUCUAUGCCACCGACAAAGAUGGCCAUCUGAUUACCAAUACGCAAGACUCAGACAUCAUCGCUGUCACUUGGGGCUGUUUCCCAGGAACUGAGGUAAUACAACCAACCAUCGUGGAACGUAUCUCCUUCUUAGCAUGGAAGGAUGAGCUUUUUUCAAUUUUAGACAAAUGGCUUUCGAUCUUCAGACAUGAGAAAGCCACACAAGCAACUGAUUUCCUAUCGUCUUUGUGCGACUCGUUCACACUGGUGACAGUUGUCGACAACGACUACGUCAAGAGCCCGAAUGCACGGAUAUUUGAGCUCUUCCAAGACAUUGAUCUGCUUGCUUGA